AUGGCUGACAACAGCAGUGAUGAGUAUGAAGAGGAAAAUAACAAGGAGAAGAAGAAGCCCUCGCAGCUGACACCUCAACGGGGCUUCAGUGAAAAUGAUGAUGAUGACGACGAUGACUCCUCUGAGACGGAUACUGAUGAAGAUGAUGAUGAUGAAGAGCACGGGGCCCCUCUGGAAGGGGCCUAUGAUCCUACAGAUUAUGAACAUUUGCCAGUUUCGGCUGAGAUUAAGGAACUCUUCCAAUAUAUCAGCAGGUACACCCCUCAGAUGAUCGACCUGGACCACAAACUGAAACCUUUCAUUCCUGAUUUUAUCCCCGCUGUUGGGGAUAUUGACGCAUUCCUAAAGGUCCCACGUCCUGAUGGAAAGCCAGACAACCUUGGCCUGUUGGUAUUGGAUGAGCCUUCUACAAAGCAGUCAGACCCUACAGUGCUCUCUCUCUGGUUGACUGAGAAUUCCAAACAGCACAACGUCACAGUGAGCCUGCCUACGGCAGAGAUCGACUGCAGCCUGGCAGAGUACAUUGACAUGAUCUGUGCCAUCCUCGACAUCCCUGUCUACAAGAGUCGGAUUCAGUCCCUACACCUGCUCUUUUCCCUCUACUCGGAAUUCAAGAACUCACAGCAUUUUAAAGCUCUAGCUGAAGGCAAGAAAGCAUUCACCCCUCCAUCCAACUCCGCCUCCCAAGCUGGAGAUGCAGAGACAUUGAUCUUCAGCUGA
This is a messenger RNA of Puma concolor (puma), 720 nucleotides long. The record is from RefSeq and is a predicted model, not a curated record. Lineage: Eukaryota; Metazoa; Chordata; Mammalia; Carnivora; Felidae.